Molecule: messenger RNA, 1965 nt
Organism: Verticillium nonalfalfae
Lineage: Eukaryota; Fungi; Ascomycota; Sordariomycetes; Glomerellales; Plectosphaerellaceae
Exons: 2
Coding region: 1-1965 (654 amino acids)
Source: RefSeq, a predicted model, not a curated record
AUGGAUUCCCGCUUCGCACCCCCACGAGACGAGCUCUAUACCCUACAGAUGGACCUCAAGCAGGUCCAGCUAGUGCAGAAUAGUCAGGCCGAGAGGCUCGCCAGGCUGGAACGACGUCAGGAGCAGGAUGCCAACCUAAAAUCUGUGUGGCAGCAACACCCCUUUCCCGGGGUGCUGGCCGGCACGCCUCAGCAAGGCCCAACUCACGUAAGCGCCCACGACCUCUACGACAUGGACGAGCCGGACAAUCUGCUGAACUCGCUCCAUCUGGGGCCUGCAGAAGAAGAACCCGCACGCCGCGGCGCGGCCUCGCGAGCGAACAGCGUUCGCUUUGACGAGAGCGCCCUUCGCCAGUCGGACUGGGCCAGCCACAGCGCCCGACACUCGGGCGAGUUUGGACCACCCAGACCCAGCAGCGGCAUGCUGAUGGAGCGAUCACUCUCGCACAAGUCGGAUGGAAGGCACAGCUCUGCCGGGCACUCGGUGCACUCGGUGCACUCACUGGCCUCGGGACGAGCCAGCAGCCUGGGCAUGCACACGGACAACUUUCUGGUCAGCAGUCACGAGGACGACUCGCCCAUUGAUGCUGUGGAACCUCCACCCGAGUUCUUCAUCCUGGGCUCUGUGCCGUCCAUCAUCCGAUGCUGGCUGUCGACAAACUUUGCGCACGCCACCAUGCGGUACGCAGACCUGUGCACGGGAUCGCAAAAGUCCGUCAUUGACUACUCGCUGAUCAGAGAGCUGGAGCUCGAGGACGAGCUCGAGCGUGACGUCGACGGCGUCUACAAGAUUCGGAUGAACGUCUACCUCGUGGAGGCCACGCCCGAGAGGACGCGGCGCUCCGUGAGCCCCGGCCAGAUCCCCAGCAUCACGGCCGUUUUUGAGGUGACGGGCAUGGACCAGGGCGACGGGUCAGAGGCGAGAAAGGGCAUCCAGAUCUUCAUCGGCAGCGACACGUUGCGUGCGCACAUGGCCGACAUUUUGUUCUCGCAAAAUCGCAUGUCGCUCGUCGGUAACGGCCGCGAGAAGCUGUCGGUGCCGUUUGUGCGGCCGGAAGACGAUGGCUGUUUCAAGCGCAUCUACACGACCAAUGUGCUGCCCGAAAGGCCUCGCCUCAACGCCAACGCCAGGCCGUUUGUCUCGUUUGAGCCGCGGGCCCAGGUGGCGCCUCCGCGGGAGUACGAGGACGAGCUCGAGUCUUGCGACCGAGACGGCGAUGAGGUCUCGCGCGGUCUGCCGUCGCCCAUGAUGGACGACCUCGAGACGGCCAAGUCGGUCGGCACCAGCACGGGCGCCCUGUCUGAGAGCGGCGGGGAUGGCGAGUUGCAGGCCAAGGAGCUGUCGGGGUCGGUGUCGGUGACGGGAAGCACGGAUGGCGGGCGGCGGGGAUCGUCGGGCGGCAUCUGGGGCUCGUGGCGGCACGGGCCGGCGACAGGCGGCGGCGGCGGCGGCGGCGGCGGCGGCGCGGACAACGGCCAGCGCGACGGGGGCCCGCUGAGCGGGUACCAGCCGGCGGGCCGAGGGACACGCAACAUGAAGGUGCUCAAGCCCCUGAAAUCGGGUGGCUCUUCAUCGUCUGCGCGCACCGGUGCGGCGUACGAACCGGCGCCGCCUCGGCGCACGAGCGGUGAGCAGCGGCGCAAGGGCGGUCAGCCGACGAACAGCGGCGCCAGCGACAGCGGAUCGAGCAACGGGCUGCGGUGGGAGCCGAGGCGGGCGGCCAGCACGAGCGGCGUCGUCCAGACGCAGCCGCGGGAGGCGCGCAGCACGACGGUCACGAGCACGACGAGCGUGGCCUCCCAGCCGCACGUACACGUACACGCACCCGCGCAGGCGCAUGCGCACUCGAGCUCGACGCCGCUGGCCACGCCGAUGCCGCGGUCGGCGAACCCCAUUGGCGGGGCGUCGGCAUUUUCGUGGAUGAACCCGGCGGGCAAGGCCAAGCCGACGGCCACGGCAGAGUGA